This is a messenger RNA of Dermacentor andersoni, 6614 nucleotides long. It is a transcript of the gene Tnpo-SR, whose product is annotated as transportin 3. Gene Ontology annotation, biological process: protein import into nucleus. The record is from RefSeq and is a predicted model, not a curated record. Gene Ontology annotation, cellular component: cytoplasm. NCBI's taxonomy places the organism in Eukaryota, Metazoa, Arthropoda, Arachnida, Ixodida, Ixodidae.
UUUGACAGCUGCGGGACUGCACGUAAUGGCGGUUAGCAGUUGAUGGGGUCUCUUUUUGACAUUCAAUCAUUUUCUGAGCGUGUUACGCUUAAUUGCGGACGUUCGGUGGGGUGCACGAUCGCCGUGAGCGUGUAGGCGGCGGCACACAGCGCGGAUAUAGCGUCGCCAUGGACGACGCGAGCGGAAUGCCAUCGCUGCAAGCGGUCGUCCAAGCCAUCCACGCGCUCUACAGACAGCCAGACACUACGGGCAAGGAGAAAGCAUCGGUCUGGCUCGGGGAACUGCAGAGAUCCGUAAGUUUUGUCUGUGCCUGGAAGAUUGCAGAUGAACUCCUGCAGCAGAAUGUGGACCUUGAGUCCUGCUACUUCGCUGCCCAGACCAUGCGAACAAAGAUCCAGUACGUGUUCCACGAACUCCCUCCCGAAUCCCACGUCUCUUUACGAGACUCACUCAUGGAGCACUUGGCAAAGGUCACCAAAGAUACUGCACCAGUUAUUGUUACACAGCUGUCCCUCGCCAUGGCAGAUCUUGCCCUGCAGAUGGCGGCAUGGAAGUCUCCUGUUGUUGACUUAAUAACAAGGUUUGGCUGCAGUAUGUCCCACAUUCCCGUUCUCCUUGAAGUACUGACGGUGCUUCCCGAAGAGCUCAACAGUCGGUCACUCCGGCUCGGUGCCAACCGGCGCAACGAGAUCAUUGAGCUUUUCACCGAAGUUUCAGGACGGGUGGUACACCUGCUGGAUGUAUGCUUGCAACCUGCUCAAAACCCAGACGAGCGAGUGCGUGCCCGCGUGUUCCGCUGUCUGGGGAGCUGGUUCUCUGUGGGCGGCCUCCGGCUAGAAGACCCAGUAUUGCACAAGCUUUUGGGGAGCGUCUUUGAGGCCUUGAAAAGCCCCACUUCAUCGUCAAGUGUGCACGAGACGGCGACUGAUUGUGUCUGCAACGCUCUCAUGCUCAUAGGGCAACACUCGUCCCAGUCGACAGCCUUGGCUCAAGUCUUGGUGCAGGGCGUCUACUCCCUUGUCGAGUCCUACCAUUUGUCAGUAGCACACGAGGAUCUUGACAGGUCGGUGAACUACUGUCGCAUCUUCACAGAGCUCGCUGAGUCUCUGCUCGACGACAUGAUUCAACAUCCGGGACAGGGUCUGGGUGAUCCGCGUUGCUUGGACUUGCUGCUGACCUGUGUCGGGCACUACGACUACGAGGUGGCAGAGAUCACAUUCAACCUCUGGUAUCGGCUCUCGGAGGCACUCUACAAAGAGAGCAACGACGCGCUCAACGCCUUCUUCGGCCGGUACAUCCAGAUGCUCCUUGUUGCCCUCUGCCGACAUUGCCAGCUGGACCCAGACAAGGAAGGGGUGCCAUCCGACAAGGACGACUUUGGCGACUUUCGGAAUCGUGUUGCCGAGCUCAUCAAGGAUGUGGUCUAUCUCGUGGGCUCAGCCAACUGCUUCCACCAGAUGUUUGAGAACCUGAAAAACCAGGGCGCUUCGGCCACAUGGGAUGUCACUGAGGCCACCCUAUUCGCCAUGGCUGCCGUGGCAAAGAAUGUUGUGCCGGAGGAGAACGACACAGUCCCCGAGGUGGUGGAGGCCAUCUUGAAGCUGCCUGCUGAGUCGCACGCAGCCGUGCGACACACCAGCAUCCAGCUGCUGGGAGAACUGUGCGAGUGGAUCGACAAGCACCCCCAGUACCUUGAUCCAGUGCUGACCUUCCUGCUGCAGGCUCUGCAGACGCAGAGCCUGGCGAGCGUGGCGGCGGCCUCCCUGCAGAACGUGUGCGCCACCUGCCGGUCCCAGAUGGUGGCGCACUUCCCGGCGCUGCUGCACAUUGUCAGCGCCGUAGACACGCUUAGCGUCUCGACCAGCGCUGCUCUAGGGCUGCUCAAAGGUGCCGUCUUGGUUCUGGCCAAGAUGAGUCCCGAACAGGUCACGGAUGGCAUGCGGCAAUUGUGCAGGCUCCAGACGGAGCGUCUUACACGGGUCAUGAAUGCUGAAGAGACUAAUGCCGAAGGAAGCCGAUCUGAGCCAAUCAUCUAUCUUGACAGGCUGGCAGCCAUCUUCAGGAACACCAAUGUGAACAUCCCGUUGGGCCAGCCGCAUCCCUGCCAGCCCGUGGUGGAGGAGGUCUGGCCGGUGCUGUCCCAAGCGUGCCACCGGUACCAGGCCGACGAGAAGAUCACCGAGCAGUGCUGCCGCUGCAUCCGGUUUGCGGUGCGCUGCAUCGGCCGUCACUCGCACUCCCUGCUCCAGCCGCUCGUUACACAGAUGGUGCAGCUGUACCAGGUGCACCAGCACUCCUGCUUCCUCUACCUGGGAAGCAUUCUCGUGGACGAGUAUGGCUCGGAGGCAGGUUGCGUUCAAGGCCUGAUCGAGAUGCUGCAGGCAUUUUGUGGUCCGGCCUUCAGGCUGCUGGCAAAUGCUGAUGCCCUGCGCAACCACCCUGACACAGUCGAUGACUUGUUCAGGCUAUGCACGAGGUACAUCCAGCGGAUGCCUGUGGUGUUCCUGAAGAACCCCGCCCUGUCGGGUAUCAUCCAGUGUGCUCUUGCUGCCUGUCCACUGGACCACCGGGAAGCCAACACGUCGGUCAUGAAGUUCCUCUGCGACCUCAUUCACUGCGGACGGGCCAAGAAGGAGACACCGGACUUUGCGGAGCGGCAGUCGCUCGUUGGAUCCUUGCUGUCCAGCCAGGGCCAGACGAUUGUGACCACCCUUAUCCAGUCCUCAAUCUUCUGCCUGCCCACUGCACUCUUGCCCGAUGUGGCAGAGGUGCUCUACGAGUUGAUCGAGUUUGAUCGGCAGGCACUGACAACAUGGCUGGAGAAUGCUCUGAAGCUUCUGCCAACACACGGUAGUGGUGGGGCUGUGACGGCCACGCCAGCUCAGCUGCAGGAAUUCCUCUCCACAGUUACUAGUGCCGAGCACAUGAGGAGCAUUUCGACAUCGCUACGGGACUUCUCUAGGCUGUACCGAUGAGCAGCAUGUGCAAAUUGUCUCGCAGGACUAUCCCUACAGUUGUGGUGGAGCUCUUUGAUCAUUCGUUUGGCCAUUUGCCCCCCUCGUGUGUUGACAGCUCGUCCCAACGUCUGUGAACUGCAUUGUCCAGCGUCACCUUGUGGACAUUGUAAAGUUCUGGAGAAGAGUGCUGAUACAAUGCUUCUUGGGAAGUAUUGUUCAUAUUUUUUAAGUAUUUUUUUUUUUUUUCUGUAUUCAUCUGUUUGAAACGGAGCUGUAAAGUUCUGGAGAAGAGUACUGCUGUUCUUCAAUAAUUUUUUUUUUUUUCUGUAUUCAUCUGUUUGAAACGGAGCUGUUGGCUGCAGACACAAGUGUGUGAGCCCAGUCCUGUUCCCAAGUGGCCUGUUCAGAUGUGUGACCUGUUCUCUUGUUGGCCACGACACGACUCACUCUUACUCGCUCUGGCUAACAGAGUUAGUGGUUUCCUUUAACUCCCUCCCAGGCAAGUGUCCCAUUUGUACGACUGACCUUGGCUACAGCUUGCAUCUGGCUUGGAUUUGUUUUGCCUGAGGCAUUGUGGCCCUCUGUUAAAGGCUGUGCUCUUAAACCCAUCACUCGUGCCGCCUUGCAUGCUGAACACUAAGUCAUUGCUUGGUUGUUUUCUUGCUUUCAUUGAAUUGUUGAAAUUUCGGGAAGGAUCAUGUUGCUACAUUGAAUGCUCAAAGCAGUGCUUCUUUUAUACCUGUUGAAGACUGUUCGCAAGUGUGUGUGCAGGUGUGAGACAUUUCCAUGAGGUAGUGUUGUGUACAUAUGUGCCUCAAAUUUUAUUCUGUUGGUCUACAGGCAAAGCUUUACGCUGCAAGUAAUAGGUAUCUUUAGUUUCCUAGCAAGGCACUGGCAUGGCAGGUGUAACGGGGAAAGGUGCGAUGACUAAUUGUUUUGCAUGAAGUUCAAUUAAUGUGGUGGCUUCAAUAGCUAGGGAUUGUGGGGUUCGAUUUUCUUUUAAUGCCGGAGAAAAGCUGCGUUGGGGAGAAUAGUUUUAGGAGAUUAGGUUUCUUUUGAUGCCACAAAGGCAUUGAAACUGUUGGGGCUGUUGUUGAAUCGCCUGGCUGGUCAAUCGGCGGGCGUUUUUUUGGGUCAUGGCGCUGAAUGGUGUGCUAUCGUGCAGAAAAGUUGGCGACAGACCUACUUUUUGUGGCGGCAGGAUUUAAAUGUGUGUCGCAUGCUGUUGACGUACCUUGACGUAGUGCUUGCAAUGAUCAUGCUGGUACUGCUGCUAUCAGGCUUGACCCGAACUACCAAGCGCAUGUCUUGCAUUGCAAAAGAAUUGGCUGCUGUUUCCAAGGCAGCAUUGGUCAAUACUGGGCGUCAUCGCCAUGGCAACAGCUGGCAAAACGUGGGACUGCGUGGGCUGUUUACUUGUACCGCCUAAGGAUGUGCAGUGAUAGGGACCCAGUUGCUAGAGCUAUGCGAGUCGCAUGGCUGUGGUUGCAUGGUCAUGUGUUCCGGUUAGGUCUGAUGGUUGCGGUGCGUACAAAAAUGCAGGAUGUCUGGUGAACCCGACAUGAUUGUUAGAUUUUUUUGUUUUGUUUGUUUACUGGAAGAUUACAAGGCAAAGGGGGUGUUCCAAGCAACGGUAAAGCUGUGAUUGACUAACAAGACCAAAUUUUCUGAAGCAUUUGUGCGUGACCUCUAUGCACUUGUUGGUGUGACACGCUUCAGUGGGUCUUGAUGCAUGGUUAUGUUUUGGUGCUAUGCCCUUGCAUAGUUGAUUAGCUACUGAGCACAGAAUGUAAUGAGUGUGAAACAACGGGUGAAUGCUUUUCCUUGGCAUGCGUUGCUGCGCAAUGGUGGCAGUUAUUGUUCCUGUCUUAAGGCACUAAAGAUAGUUUUUUUUUAUUGUAUUUUUUAGUAUCUGCUUCAUCUGGACGCAUUUCAUAAUGGUGACAGCCAUUUGUAGACGGCUUGAUGCGUAUGCAUGGCUGUGACAUUGGAGGGUGUUGAUUUACAAGCAGUGCCGGAUGCUUCACCGCUUUCAGCUUGAUGGUCACGUCGUUUCAUUUUUUGAAAUGUCUGAACUGGACUGCUUAGGUUGUGACUUUCACCAGUCAUGCCUCCACGAAAUGGGGCCUACCUGCCCGUCAUAUGCCAGACGUCUUCAACUGCGUAGGCUUUGGUUGAGUAAAGUGAACCGUGUGCUUGCAACGCGUAGCACUGAUUCAAGUGCAUCUGUUUCGUCAGGAUGCAAAAUGGGCUACCUGCCUGUCGUGUUCCAGAAGUCUUCAACUGCAGAGCUCCUGGCCAAGGGAAGUGAAAUCAGUGCCUGUAAGACGUAGCACUGAUUUCAGUGUGGGAUGCAGAAUGCAGAAGGGAAGCUAUGUGGACCCUGUAAUGGUGGUUAUGGACGAGUACGUGCUUGCAUGCCGGUUUGGAACUCUUGGAGGAUGAAUCAUCACGGGGCCAAGUUUGAAGCAGUAUAGACAAGUGGUCUGGUGCUGGUUUUAGUAAGUGCUUUGCUUGGUUGGAAAGUUGCUUCUUAGUGCAAGCCCAUGCAAACUGCAUCAUAUCGGUUGUAAGUGGAACUAGUGUCUAGUAGGACGAUUUUACUGCCGAGGCUUCCACAAGGGGGUGUGUUAUGCCUACUAGCAACCUACUGACAUUUAUCUAAAUGUGAUAAACAUGGUGCCCUGUCUAACAGUAUGGUAGGCUUUAUAAAUGUAGAUUGUCCUUGAGAGAAGUGUGCUCAUUUUUCAGGAGAAGGCAAUUUUUGAGACAUGUGCAUUUCACCUGUAACCAUGCUGAACUGUAAAAGAUAGCCAGAUGGUUGCUUCACUACAAUAAGAUCAUUCCGUUAUGGAGGGAAGGUUGUCUCCAUAUCUAGCUAUGUCUGCAGCACACUUAAAGAAAAAAAUAAUGAUGCUCCCAUGACUUGGAAGACUUGGGCAUGCCUCAUUUCUAGCACCGAGGUUUCAGGCGUUACAAUGUGCAUAUUUUCGUAAAGUGCUGCAGUGCAUUAUAUUUUGUAGUACAAUAUAGGUGUUUCUAAGUUUGGGAGCUGUGGCAUUGGGGCCACUUCAGCUAGUAAGAAUUUUUAUAACUCUGUUCUGCUUGCGCAUCUGUUGUGCCCAUUUGCUCUUGCCAUUUCACAUACAGAGGUGUUUUUUUCGUUGCAAAGUUUUCGCCCGUUUAUUCCAGUUUGGCAUGGCUUUGAGGCAGUCAGCUUCCUUUAAUUUGAUUUUGCAGAACACGUGACAGUUGGUUCAUACUACAUAAAUUUUAAGAGCAGCCUUAAUUGUCACAAUCAGUUAGGGAAUUAGCACGAAGCGACAAGCUACGGCAAAAUAGCUUGUCGGUGUUUCAGCUGAAACAAACAAAAACGUACAGGCACUGGUUUCACAGUUUGAACAUAAUUUAAUUAAAAUGCUUAUCGAGCUAACUGAUGUUCAAUUAAAGGAAGGUGACUGCACUAAAUAUGUUUCAGUACUGCAGUUCCCUGGUCAUUGUGCAAGUAUUCUAGGUAAUUUUUGUUUUCUAAUUCUACUGCCAAUUUGCCCCUUUCAAUAAGUAAAUAUGUCACAGUCUGAGACAAAUAGAAUAUUACGGCUUCGUUUUAUGCUUUAGAAAUUGUCGGUUUUCAUAAAAAGAAAAAUGUAAAUAUCA